This is a messenger RNA of Phoenix dactylifera (date palm), 1692 nucleotides long. Lineage: Eukaryota; Viridiplantae; Streptophyta; Magnoliopsida; Arecales; Arecaceae. The record is from RefSeq and is a predicted model, not a curated record.
UUAUAAAAAAUUAGUUCCUUUUUGUAUGCCAUUUCUUUUGACUUCUCUAAUGGAGUCUUGGAGGGAAAGUGCCAUGUGGUAACCUGCUAUCCCUGCACAUGGCCUCCCUAACUUCUAAGCCAUUGGAGUUCAGAAAUCUAUACCCACACCUUUGAUUCUCCCAAGAGAAUCGGAGGCAUUAAAAAAGGACCAGAUGUUGUUAGUGUCUCAGGUGUGGGGAAGAGUAAAAUGUCAAAAGGAAAAGAAAAAAAAAGAAACCAUUUUUUGCGGAGCAAUGGGGAAGGUGAAGAAAGUAAACAAGCCCAACAAUUUCAAUGCACUUCCAAAGAGAAAUAGAGCCCACCUAUUUACAGAUUUUCCUGUUGGUGUUCUGGUUACGUCCGCUGCUGCAUCCCACAUGUGUUGAAUAAGAGAAGGAAGAAGAAGAAAAGGAGGAACAAAGGAGCAGCUGAGAGUUGUGACUCCAGAUGGUUUCUUCUUGUCCUCUUGUCUGUAGCAACACCUGUUAAGAGUUCUUUGCGACUUUCCUCUACCUGGUUUAAUAAAAUUUCUACCAUUCUCUACUUCUCAUGGUAGAAACAAGUGAUCACCACAUGGGUCCUUUUUUCCACAAUCAUCCUAAAGUGUUCCUGGCACUCUCUCUCCUCCUCAUCUUUUCUAGCUAUCACAGUAAUCCCUUCUCUUCAGCAUUUCUCACUUUGUUCAUCUUGGCUUUCUCCGCCUCUUUCCCGUUUUUCCUUGCUAAGUUGAGACAAUUUUGCAAGCCCAACACUAUGGAGAGGCCACCAGAACUAGAGGCUGGUCUGCAGAUUCUGCCCAUACAUGAGAUUCUUGAGGAAAAUAAGGCAACCCAAGAAGAAGCAGGCAAGUUUCCACAAGACGAAUUGGUCACCAAGUCAACAGGCCCAUCAUUGGAAUAUGAAGACAUAAGUGGAGGUGAGACUGAUGGUCAUGCAUUGUUAAAUGGUUCAGUUUGCAGGGACAAAGAUGUGUUGGAAAAUCCAAGUCCAUCAGAAUGCUUCAAAUUUUCACUCUGCGAUGAUGAGCCUUUGCCAAAGAAUUCGCAUCAAUUGAAGGAAUUCUCUGAAGGUUCGAUAUCGGAUGAUGACAACCUCAUUGAGAUUGAGAUUCCCCACGGGAAUUAUGUAGUUACAGAGGAGUCAAAUUCACAGUUAAAGCCAGAGCUGAGAGGAGGUUUCCUACUGGACUUCUUACCAGAAACAGUGUGCAGGCAACAUGGGCUAAUGGAGCUAUUAUCAGAGAUUAAUGAGGAAGACAAUUUAAUUGAGAUCGACAUCGCUAGGGGCUCCAUCAAAUGUUCAAGGGUAGGAAUUAAGGCAUGAACUAGGGAUUGAUGCACCGAGGAGCACAAGACAUUUCCAAGAAACUAUCCACAAUUUCUUUUUGGAAGGGGACAGGCAGGGUGGCAAGGGGAGUGCUAAUGGUUGCAUCUACUAUAUCCUAAGGUCGUUUUGUUAUCUCCAACAUUCAUGCUCCAUCUAUUAUCUGUAUUCUGUUAUGGUAAAAAAGAUAAGUGAUGCACAUCAAAAAAAAAAUCAAAAACUUGGGUAGCAACACUCCUAUGCCAGCCAAGAGCUCAAGCUAGCACAAAAUUCUCAACAAAAGUUGGACAGUGGUUUGGGGUUUUCCCUUUGAUGUUUAUUGUGAUCUUUCAUCCUACUGUAAAGAAUG